Messenger RNA from Cydia strobilella, 5603 nucleotides. RefSeq names its product CLK4-associating serine/arginine rich protein. The coding region runs from base 72 to 2396 and encodes 774 amino acids. The record is from RefSeq and is a predicted model, not a curated record. The transcript is spliced from 17 exons. Lineage: Eukaryota; Metazoa; Arthropoda; Insecta; Lepidoptera; Tortricidae.
AUGGAAUAGUCAUACAAUACAACAUUUGAGAUAUUCUGUUUUGAUGUAAUUUCAUUUAAAAAAUUGCCAAGAUGUGGCACGAGGCUAGAAAGCAGGAGAAGAUGAUCCGGGGGAUGAUAGUGGACUACAGAAGGCGAGCCGAGCGUCGAAAAGACUUUUACGAGAAAAUUAAAGCUGAGCCAACACAAUUUUUACAACUACAUGGCAGGCCAUGUAAGAUACACUUGGACCCAGCUAUAGCUGCAGCAGGAGAGGGACCGGCUAUAAUGAUGCCUUGGCAAGGAGACACAAGCAACAUGAUUGACAGAUUUGAUGUUAGAGCACAUUUAGAUUAUAUUCCGGAAGUGAAAAUUCCUUUUGUGGCCCCGGAAGAUUUGAGCCAAGAAGAGAGGCAAUGUAACUACGAAAGUUACAGGAUUCUGGCACAGAAUGCGUUUCUUGGAAUAAGCGAAGAAAAAUUCCUUCAACAAUUAGCAAUUGAGGAACAAUUUGGCGUAACUUUUGAAGAGAAGGAGAUGCAAAAAGAGAGGUUAAACGAAAAGAAAGGGACGGGUGCUGCUAUAGGAUACAAUUAUAAUGACCCCGGAGCACAACCGUCUUGCUCCAACCCUACUGGCCCUGACGUUAAAAAAACAGAACAGCAGGAGGAUUCUGAUGAUGACUCUGAUCUGGAAAUCAUUGAUGUGGAUCUGAGCAUAGAUGUCAACAAGGUGGAGGCCUCACAGGCACAUGAGUUGAACAGCGUGGGUCCUCUAUUCGGCAUGGCGGGCUGUGACCUGUUCUCGUUCCUCACGGGAGACGCUGAUGAUGCUGAGCAUCAGAAGCAGCUGCUGCGGGAGGAAAAGGAGAAAGCCAUGUUCUCGGGACGGAAGAGUCGAAAGGAGAGAAGGGCUCAUCGGGAUAAGAAGCUGCAGCACCGCGUGGUGAGCCCGCCGGCGUAUGCAGCCCCUCGCGCUAGCUCGGAGACUGCGAGGUCCGUGAGCCGCUCCGCCAGCCGCAGCCCCGAGCCCGCGCCGCAGAUACAGUUCAUCACCUCCUUCGGCCAGGACGACGACGAGGUCAAACCCCCACCUCCAAUUAAACCUCUGUAUGCUGACAAAUUGAAACAAAACCUGAAACCGGAGAUUCUGUAUUCAGAUGUUGCAAGAAAACCACCAGCAAGGUCACCGCCACAAUACAAUGAUUACCAAGGCCCGCGGCCGUUCAUGGGUCCGCACCGGCCCCGCUCACGCUCCUACUCGCGCUCCGUCUCCCGCUCCCGCUCCCGCUCGAGGUCGAGGUCGAGGUCACGGUCGCGGUCGAGGUCAAGGUCGCGGUCCCGCUCCUCGUCCAGGUCGCGCUCCUACAGCCCCCAGCGGAGGUCGAGGUCGACCUCGAGGCCGCGCCAGUACAGGAACAGACGAUCUAGAAGCCCGCCCAAUUACGGUAAACGUAAUCGCUCGAGGUCCAUGUCUUACGAAAGCUAUGACAAGGGCGGUGCGAAGGCGGCGGUGCCGCGGUACUAUGGGCGCCGCAAGGAGGACAAGUCCUCCAGCGAGCUCUCGCUAGACUCGGACUCCAGCGACGCGCCCGAUGACGGGAAACGCACGUCGGCGGUUAAAUCCAACACAAACCAGAAUCAGUUACGAUUAACUGGAUCCAGCUCCAAAGGUUCAUCGCGGCACACAAAUUCCCUCAAGGAAAAGCUCAAAAAGAAGAUGCAGGCUCAGUUAUCAAGGCAACUGCGGGCAGACAAGCGGGCUGAAGCGGAGCGGCUGGAGCGGGAGUCGCGGCGGCAGGCGCGGCGCGACGAGGAGAUGCGCGACCUCGCCAUCAAGCUGCGGCGCAAGCAACGUGAAAUGCGGCAUCAACAGAACAGAAGGUCUAGCGACGAUGACUCAGACGCAAGCCAUAGUGGGUCGUCAAGAGACUCGCCUACGCAGGAAAAGAAGAAAGACGAGGGUAGUCGCUCGAAAAGCCCCUCGCCGACGCCAAAGAAGAUACCGGUGUGGGAAACAAACAGGGACGCCCCCAGAGUCCCCCCGGACGCCUACAGAAACAAGUACGACACCGGCGAGAGCUCGCAGUACCCCCCGGACGCCGGAAGAUACGAAACCGAGAGCUUCGACCGACCGCCCCCGCCCUACCCGCCCCCGAGAUACCCCAACAGGGACUACCAGAGUCGCAGCUACGACAACCGGCAAGAUCACAACACGUACGAGCAACCACAGAGUAGAUGGGAUCAGAACAGCUACCCGGCGGCGCGGAGACGGCCGUACACGCACCGCGGCGGGUAUCGCGGGCACGGCGACGGCGGGGCGCACCACGAGCACGAGCAGCCCCCGCCCCCGCCCGACCACGACCGAGACGCUUCCAGCAGUUACAACAGGAGCAAAGUCAAGCUUGUCGACUAUUAGGCCUUCCCGAGGUUGGAAAUUUGAUGCCAAAUUAGAUGAUUAUUAUGUCGUUCAAAUUCAUAUCACUAGGGAUUUUAUGUGUAUUUUCUACGCGUUCCCAUUCAAUUUCAAUGAGGCUUUUCGAGAUAUUGUCCAUAUUUAAAGGUUUCGACCCCAUCCCUUUCGUGGACACGUUUCUAACCAAUCUGUUGUAGAUUUUCGCGAACUUUUCGAAUAUUUGGUAGAAUUAUCGUAUUUCCACUGAACAUAGAGUAACUUAUACUAGAGCGGUACUGUCAUAGUAAAUUUUGUAACCCCAGUAAAUCACUGCCAUCUGUCGACACAAAACUAAAAAUGGAGAUUUAUAAAAAUACGAUAAAAUAUAUUUAAAUAUGGAUAAAUGUUUUUUUUUUGCAUUAAUUAUUUUUAAGAUUUUGACCCAUGUUCUUUCACUGAUAUACGUUAAAAUUGUUAAAUAACAAACGAAACCGUCAACGCCAUCUAUACAACAGUUGGCCAAAGCUAGUAGCGCCCUCUGAACGACAAUCAAUUUUUUUUGAUUUUCGAGGCACGUUUUUUCCUUAGACUGUAUUCAUCUAUUACGGAGUUAUAUCUAUCUUUGCCACUGAAUAAGUUAAAAAGUCAUCGACAUCUAUUGCACAUUCUACAAAAGUGUCCGCGAAAAUAAUUCCGAACCAGAUUAAUGUACAAAUCCAAUUGAACAAUGAUCGUGCUUCUGUCACCUAGCUAGAAGUUAAAUAAGCUCCUUAUGACGAUCGAUUCACCCAUGUACAAUGUACAAAUAGCGACACUCUUCUAUCCAUCGGUAGACCUUAUUACAAUAUUACAAGGCAUAAGGUCCACUGAUGGACAGUUAAGAGGCCGUAGUCGAUUUUGGAGCAAAAAUUAAAAAUUGAUAGAUUUAGUCGUUGAAAUUAUACACAUUUUGUUACGUAAUAUCUAAAUAACAAGUAUUGGUUUCUAUUAGCACGUCUUCUCAUCUUGCCUUUUAAUAAUGAGGUCGCGAGCGUGCGUCACCGAUAAUAUAUGAAAAGAAGGGGCAGUUUUUAAAAAUUCAUCAAAAAUUUAUGGUGGUAAAUUAUACAAAUUGAUGUAUAAGAAUAGUUUCAGCAAAUGUUGUAGAUUGUUUAAGUACCAAAAUUACGUUGAAAUUAAGUCCAUUUUCAGAGAAAUUGUCACUUGUUUUGAAGUAAUUUCUGGAGAAAAUUGAUUUCGUCUAACUUUCAUUUACACUACUUCAAAGUCAUAAUAAUAAAAAUGUAGUCUGAUAAACGUCAAGUACCGGAUAUGUGUAAUACAAAAUUACCAUGUUUCCAGUCCAAACUUUACGAUAUUUACAAAUAAGAGCGACAAAAUCAGUGCUUUACGCGCGUUUACCAAGACGUCCAUCAGAAAAGCAAACAUUACUAAUUUAGUGAGUCUGUUUUCAAAAAAAUGAUCUGAUAAAAGGUAAGAUAAGAAUACGUGCUAAUAGAAACCAGUACUUGUAAUUUCAAUUAGGUAACAAAAGGUGUACAAUUUCACCGACUAAAUCUAUCAAUUUUACAUUUUUGCGACUAAAAUCGACACCGGCCUCUUAAGAGUGCGGGCGAUGGUACGAUAGAAAUUACACCUUAAAUUUAAUUGAGAAUACUUUUAGUACAGCGGCCAGAUGACCUAAAACACCAUUCGAUGUGACUGGACAGUAUACUACCGACAAGUGGUAUCGUUGUGUUCGGUAGAGUCUACUGAGUACGAAAUAACAACUGGUCACUUUCUAAGAGUGUGGGGGGGAUAACUGUGACGUCACAAAAUCGGCAGUACAAAGUUUUUAACUUUUUUCUUUUAAACAUACCAUGUGGGGUACCAAAUGAAAGGGCUUUGUGAGUAGAUUACAAAUAUAUAACAUAGUCUAACAUUUUCACUACUUGGUCUAACAAAAUAUUAGAAAACGCUCAAAAAUUUCACAAUCCUGAGUUGAUUUUGAAUUGCUCUAAAUUGAAAAUGGCUUAAUGGAUUAGUCCCAAAUUUAUAUACAAUGACUGUGAAUAUCCUCUAUAUUAUAUCUAAAAGCAAUUAAACAGAUAUAUCCAAAAAUAAGAAAAGUAUAUGAAGUUGAAUAACAGUAUAAAUUUCUGGUCUAAUGUAUGUAUUUAUUUUGGUAUAGUAUAACAGAAAAUUAUAGUGUUAUUCAACUUGAUGUACUUUUCUUAUUUUUGGAUAUAUCUGGUUAAUUAUUUUUAGACAUGAUAUAAAGGAUAUUCACAGUCAUAUUGUAUAAUAUUUGGACUAAUCCAUUCAGCCAUAUUCAAUUCAGAGCAGUUCAAAGUCAACUCUGAAUUGUGAAAUUUUUGAUCAUUUUCUAAAAAUUUGUUAGACCAACUAGUGAAAAUGUUAGAGUAUGUUAUAUAUUUGUAAUCUACUCACAAAGCCCCUUCAUUUGGUACCCCACAUGGUAUGUUUAAAAGAAAAAAGUUAAAAACUUUGUACUGCCGAUUUUGUGACGUCACAGUUAUCCCCCCACACUUAGAAAGUGACCAGUUGUUAUUUCGUACUCAGUAGACUACCGAACACAACGAUACCACUUGUCGGUAGUAUACUGUCCAGUCACAUCGAAUGGUGUUUUAGGCCAUCUGGCCGCUGUACUAAUUGGGCGUAUUCCAUUAUGGACGCUGUAUGUUACUUUAUACCGCAUUAAAAAAUGGUAUGUUGAAAUUUUUUUAAAGUUUACUGCACUUGUCAAAGUAUAUUAAUAUAUACAUAUAUUCAUGAGUAGAAAGAAUAUACAAUUAUUGUUCAGUUAUUGUAAUUAACGGAAGAAAGUACUAUUUGUCUUGUUAUAAAACUUACGUGAUUCGUAAUUAAUGUUACUAACGGGUGUUACUUAACGCGGGAUUUCAUUAUUUUUACCUUUUUUCCAACGUUUCAGCCGGGUUGCACAGCUGUGAUCACGGAAGACUGACGUCCCAGCAAAAUGUCAAUGGAUGUAAUAUAUUGGUAAACAACACUAAACAGCUAGUGCAACCUGGCUGAAACGUCGGAAAAAAGGUAAAAUAAUGAAAUGCUAUCGCGUUAGUAACAUUAAUUACGUGUACAAAACGCGAGAGUUUAAAGUGUUACGUGAUUCGUAUUUUCAUCUUCAGACUUGUGUAAAUAUUUCAAACACCAUUUUUAUUUUUACUUUAGUAAUAUUAUAAGCAGCUUUUACAGUCUUAAAUAAAUACACUU